AUGCUUGUAUCAGCUAUGUCUAUACAAGACGCAGGUCAAUCAACAUCCGUAAUGUCAUCAGCAGUACCAGCACAAGCAGCAUCAACAGCACCAGCAUUAGCAGCAGCAGCACAAGCAGCAGUGGCAGCCGCACAAGCAACUCCAUCACCCGCAGCACCAAUAACACCGGCUCCGGUUGCACCAGCACAGGCAAACCCACCACCCACAGCAAUAACACCAGAAUCGCAAGCAGCAGAGAGUGAAUCCUUAAAGGCAGUUAGCGCGGGCAAGCGACCAAAAAGGAAGGCGGAAAAGCGAGGAGGCUACGAAAAUAUGGAUGUCAGUGGGGAUGAGAAGGAAUAG
This is a messenger RNA of Gongylonema pulchrum, 342 nucleotides long. NCBI's taxonomy places the organism in Eukaryota, Metazoa, Nematoda, Chromadorea, Rhabditida, Gongylonematidae. The record is from the annotation of a GenBank genome assembly.